Messenger RNA from Phalaenopsis equestris, 1565 nucleotides. Its product is annotated as NAC domain-containing protein 43-like. NCBI's taxonomy places the organism in Eukaryota, Viridiplantae, Streptophyta, Magnoliopsida, Asparagales, Orchidaceae. The record is from RefSeq and is a predicted model, not a curated record. Gene Ontology annotation, molecular function: DNA binding. The coding region runs from base 175 to 1335 and encodes 386 amino acids. Gene Ontology annotation, biological process: regulation of DNA-templated transcription. The transcript is spliced from 3 exons.
GCAAUAUAAAUACAAGCCUUCUCCAUCCUCUCCCCUCUCAUUCCCCACCACACUCGCCUUUUAUGCUCCCUCCUAACUCAAUCAUUCACCUUUCAUUUAUAAUUGUCCUUCAUCUCCUUCCACUUUCAUCGCCAAUUAUUACGAUUCAACAAGGUGGCGCAGAGUGAUAACACAAUGAGCAUCUCCGUUAACGGCCAGUCCUUUGUGCCACCAGGCUUCCGCUUCCACCCAACGGAGGAGGAGCUCCUCAGCUACUACCUCAGGAAAAAGGUAGCCUGUGAGAAGAUAGAUUUGGACGUUAUACGUGACGUCGAUCUCAAUAAGCUGGAGCCAUGGGAUAUUCAAGAGAAGUGCAAAAUUGGCUCCACGCCACAGAAUGACUGGUACUUCUUCAGCCACAAAGACAAGAAGUAUCCAACAGGCACCAGAACAAACCGCGCCACCGCUGCCGGAUUCUGGAAGGCGACCGGCCGUGACAAAAUCAUCUACGCCGGCCUCAAACGAAUCGGCAUGAGGAAGACGCUCGUCUUCUACAGGGGAAGAGCACCUCAUGGCCAGAAGUCAGACUGGAUCAUGCACGAGUACCGCCUCGAAGAACAUUCUGAUACUUCCAACUCUCUCUCCAACGUGUCGAGCAGCAUGGGUGAUGCCCUAACCCAAGAAGAAGGAUGGGUUGUUUGCCGUGUCUUCAAGAAAAAGAACCUCAACAAAAUCAUAGAUAGCACAAACAACUAUUCCUCUACAUUCAAUCACGAUUCCAAAGCUCCUAUUGUUCAGUCAAACAGCGAAAGUGGGCUUGACCAAAUCUUUCAAUACAUGGGAAGAACAUGCAAGCAGGAGAGAGAAGUCCUCCUGAUGAGUAACGUCAACACAAGCAAAAUAAGCAGUAGGUAUCACCGCCCCAUCGACACAACCAUCGGCUCAUCCGCUAACCUCCACGACCGAUUCAUGAAACUACCGGCUCUCGAGAGCCCAACAACCCUAACGCCUAUCUCGGCAGCUGAUUACCCCUCUCUUCUCUGCGCUGAGCACUCUUGUAAUAGCUACCAUGCAGAGGUAGUCAACCUUGAGCCCUCUUCUUACAACCAUGAUCCCGGGUUCAACGAUUGGGCUACCCUGGACCGGCUUGUCGCUUCCCAUCUCAACGGUGACGACGUCAACGCGUUCUCUUUCUGCCCGUCAGCCAGCGCAAGGCUUCUUAACGGCGGCUUUCAGGAUUAUCAGCCGAACCAGAGCGGCGGCGGAGAAGGAGAGGGAGAUUUGUGGAGCUUUACGCAGUCAGCGGCGUCGUCGGCUUCGGACCACGUCAGCCAUGUUUCCCAUGCUUCUAUUUAAUGAACAGUUGGCUACCAACGUCGUACCAAACCUGGUAUUGGACUAUGAGGAUUAGGAGAUGGAAUGAUUGUUCUAAUGGAAACCCUACUACUAAAUAUUUCAGUGAACAGUGUGUGUUGAUGAAUGAAGUGGAUCGACGUGAUCUGCGGCCUUCAUUGAUUAUACAUAAAUAAUAUAAUGGUUUUCGAGAUGCGAGGGCGCUAUCACUGGCACAUAUGGCUUAUGAUUUA